Molecule: messenger RNA, 1717 nt
Organism: Nicotiana attenuata
Lineage: Eukaryota; Viridiplantae; Streptophyta; Magnoliopsida; Solanales; Solanaceae
Product: solute carrier family 25 member 44
Exons: 6
Coding region: 355-1320 (321 amino acids)
Biological process (GO): transmembrane transport
Source: RefSeq, a predicted model, not a curated record
CCCAAGUAAACAAAUCCCACGCCGCAUAAGGAACCAGGCGCCAGCCAACAAAGACCUAACAACCUCUCUGUUUCCAAAUCUCAUUUUACACCCAAAAACAAAUAUAAAAUAAACUGUUUAAGAAGUUGUAUUAGUAGGAGGAGCAUUAUAUUGACCAAUUUGGUCGGUGCUUUUCCUCCAAGAAACUUCUCCAAUUAGAAUAUUCGUUGCAAAGAAUUACUUAUUCAGAGUCCCAUUUUCAAAUUUGUUUUGCAAUUUUGUUGCUGUCCUCCUGAAAAAAUAAUGAGUCGCUGUUUUACAUGUUAGCCGAGUUAGGGUUUUGAGCAAUUGGUUUUAAUUUCGGGGACCCUAAAAAUGGAGGUUGCUGGAUCUAGAAGGAAGUCGUUUGACCAAACCGAGAUUAACUGGGACAAGCUUGAUAAGAGUAAGUUCUAUGUCGUAGGAGCUGGGAUAUUUACAGGGCUUACUGUUGCGCUCUACCCCAUUUCCGUUAUCAAAACUAGAAUGCAGGUUGCAACCAAUACUGCUGCAAAAGACAAUGCAUUUUCUGUUGUUAGGGGCAUAUUGCGAAACGAUGGUGUUCCCGGUUUAUAUAGAGGUUUUGGAACUGUCAUUACUGGGGCAAUUCCCGCCAGGAUUAUAUUUCUCACAGCACUAGAGACCACUAAGGUGGCUGCCUUUAAGAUGGUUGAACCAUUCAAAUUAUCAGAACCUGUACAGGCAGCUAUAGCAAAUGGCGUUGCUGGCAUGCUGGCGUCUCUUUGUUCACAAUCUGUCUUUGUUCCAAUUGACAUAGUUAGUCAAAGGUUAAUGGUGCAAGGAUACUCAGGCCACGCAAGCUACAACGGAGGCUUGGAUGUUGCUCGCAAAGUUCUGAAGUCAGAAGGUGUUCGUGGACUAUACAGAGGAUUUGGUCUAUCUGUUAUAACAUACUCCCCAUCCAGUGCUGUAUGGUGGGCAAGUUAUGGUUCGAGCCAGCGCUUCAUAUGGAGCAGGCUCUUGGAUAAUGGAACUGAGCAUGGUGGGCCUGCUCCCAGCCAGGGGAAAAUAGUGGCAGUUCAAGCUGCUGGUGGGAUCAUUGCGGGUGCUACUGCAUCUUGCAUAACAACUCCAUUGGACACCAUUAAAACUCGAUUGCAGGUGAUGGGACACGACAAGAGGCCUACUGCACGACAAGUAGUGAAGCAGUUAAUUGCUGAGGAUGGUUGGACAGGAUUUUAUAGGGGAUUAGGUCCAAGAUUUGUCAGCAUGUCAGCAUGGGGAACCUCCAUGAUACUUGCCUAUGAAUAUCUCAAACGCUUGUGUGCGGUAAAUGAAUAGGUUGAUAGAGCUAGCUGCCAGACGACUCUUCAUGCGGUAGGGUUUUUCUUAUAUUACUGCCAUACAGUAUUGGAGCUGAAGAUAUCAAGACCGUGCUAACUCUGCUGAUUAGUUGUCCGUAUAGAUGACAGUGAUACAUAAGUUGACUUGGAAUCCAAGUAUCUGGCCUACCACAAUUGAUUUUCUUUGGUAUUUACUCACAGUAUUCUUAAACGAUUUUUGCCGGAUAAAUGCAAUAUUCAUUGAUUGUAAUCAGUCACUACAAGGAGGAUGAAGAAUAUAUUCUUAAAUGAUUUUUGCCAGAUAAAUGUAAUAUUCAUCUAUAUGCAUAGAUGAAUUCUUGAUCAAAUGUAAGUUCAUGUCAAUGCAACUCUUGUUUUGAAGCCUUUAUAUUCUU